GCCAGUACGCGAAACACGUUCGACCGGACCGGCGGCGGCGACGACGACGACGACGGCGGCGGCGGCGGCAGCGAGAUAACUGCAAUAAUUAUUAUCGUAAUACGUGCACGUGUGACGUUCGAGCCUGCGACGACAGAAGACGGAGAACGGAUAGGGAUAAAUAUCGUACUGUACGGUUUUUAACGCGCGCGUUUUUUAUCCGCUCUGUGCAAUAGAAUUAUAUAUUUUUUUACGGAUCCGUCGACGCAGGAAUCGGAACGACGCGUUUGUUUUUUUUUUUUUUGUUUUCCUAUAUUUUCCAUCGUCGUCGCCGCGAUCGCAUCAUCGUUUCUCGACCCUUUGAACCGACCGUUCAGUGCGAUCUGAGAACGGUGUUUGUUUUGUUUUUGUACCUGCAACGCGAGUUAGCCAUCCGGCCGGUAUCAUCCCACACGGUAUUCGGUACAUUAUUGUUAUUUCAUCGCACGAGUCGCAAGAGCAUCUGAUACACGGGGACCAGUGGAACCUGUAGCGACGGACGAGCGAAUCCGAAUCGCAAACGAGAACGGACUCGCCGCAUUCUCGCGCCAUUUAUUGAUGCCACGGGGCGCUUGUUGCGCUACACGACAUGGAGGUGAUCCCUCUGAUAAGGAAUUCAGCCACAGGCUCGGAGCCUUCGAACGGCGACAAUGGCAUCAAAAGACACGUCCAAGAAUGGUCGAGGCUAGACAGGUUGACCGGAAUCCUGGAGCACGCCAGAGUCGAAGCUGACCAAUGGACCAAUCACACAGCCAAUACCAAACACAAAUACGGAAAGGUGGUGGAUAGACGCGCCAGGAAUCUCGCCGAUGGCAGUAAAGAGGAGACAAAACAGACCAAACAACUGGAAGUGUUUCAAGCUCACACUGACGGCUGCUCUGUCCAAGUGAUCAGAUCUCAAACAAGUACCACCAGUUCGUGGCACAAUUCCACCACUGGUUCCAGUGCAUUCCAAUGGCCGUCUUCAAUAUUUGAUAAAAAAGACAAUCAGUUCGAUCAUUUGCGUUUGGAUUACAGUCCUUUGGACGUAAGUUCGCAGAAGAACAAAGCGAGCAUAGGUCGGAGCGGAUCGAUCAGCACCAGAAGACCGCCGACUCGUAGACCGCAGACCGUUACGUCACAGUUGCCAAGGAUAGACAGUGCUGUCGACUCGGUCAAUACAACCUCGGAAACGUCGAGUGUAGCAGGUAGCCUGCGCGAGAGCAAUGACGACGACGGGUCAGUCUCGACAAACUUGAACCGACUGAAAAGUUGUUCUAACGAUGAGAUACGCAGCGAUGUCAAUGAGUCGGACGAGCCUCUGGACCGGUCUUCCAGGUUCCGGAGGUCCUUGCAGUUCGCGCAGUUGAAAAACGGUGGUGCUGACGGCGGCCGCGGCAAAGUGUCCACGGGCGAACUGGAGGACGUGCUUAAAAAGGUGCUAGGCAAGAAACUGCAUGUGGCGAGCAACGGUGACACUUUGGCGACGGUGGAUGAGGGGUCGUUGAUCAAGCCCGCGUCGCCAUUGAAAAAGCCCACUUUCAUCACGGUGGAAUGUCUGAAGAAGACCAAAAGCAGUUUGCGGCACUUAAACGACGAGGACUGUAGCAAGGACGACGAUGGCAUAGAAAUGGACGUGAAGCCAGCGGUGGUCGGAGACUCGCGGAGCUUGGACUACAGAGGUUCGGCCAAGACGGAGGAGUGGUACAAUCGGCGGAAAUCAUACGGGUUCGAGAAAGUACAGACGGCAGCGGAUCACUGCGGUAACGAUAAGCACGUGGCAACGGAUCCAUACGCGAUAGACUCGUCGACGGACAGCGGAAUAUGCCGGUCCACGGAAAACGGGUUGUCGAACUCGAGCCGUCAGUCCUCGGUGGACCGCGAGUCGAUCGCCGAUCUAGUCAAGAAGUACUCCGCAAAAGAGAUCAACAAUAACUCCAACAAUAGUGCGUAUGCGUACAACACCACCGGGGUGGCCAAAGGGAAGAUACUCGAGGCCAUCAACAGCCUGAGGUCUAAAUCGAGUGCGUAUUUCGACGUAGUCAAGCCCAACGACGCCACAUCCAAGGACAACGAUGACGGGGAUUGUAAAGAACAACAGCAGGUGUACACAAGACGACUUUCCGUCGGUAUGGAUCUGUCAACGGACAAAAAAGCCGAUGGAGAUGAGAUUCCAAAACGUCAUUCCAUAGCAGUGGUCAGCGAAAUGGCCGACAGAGAGCCGAGCAUCGACAAAAAGAACGUCAAUAAAAAAGUCGAGUUUUGCAGGACUGAGGUGCAUUUUGACGCGACUCCGGGAAAAAUAAACAUCGUAGACAUGGAGGACAAGCCGGUUCCUGCUCAACUGUAUCGCCCGAAAAAAAGGUACAAUCGUCCGCCCGAGAAAAGCCACGGACUUCCCGAGUAUCGGUUCGGCGAUGACGUGCACAACGACGUGCUGUCGCAGAUCAACGGAAAUAACAACGGCAAUGAAUGCACGUCGGUCGCGGCGACGGUGACGAUGUCAACGGAAGACGAGACAGCGGUUGGCGUAGGGGAUGGCAGCAACAAACCGAAAAGCAUACUCAAACGUCAGCAGCAUCAGCAACAGCAGCAGCAGAACGGUGGUGACGACAGCAACGACCGUGGCGGCGUCGCGUCCGACAACGGCAUCGAAGUGAGGAUCUCCUCAACGGAAUCUACGCCGGUAGACUGUAGACGAGCGUCCUGGUCUGUGGCCGACAGGGUGAAGCAGGUGGAGGCGGUCGGAUUCUCAACCCGAGUGAACUUCACCGAAGGUGAAACGACAGCCGUGGGUUUCGACCCGGCUGACCCCAGGAAACAUCGGUACUCGUACAAUGGCACGGCCUCACCUGUCUGGUACCAGAACAACGGGAACCCGUUGACCACAGAUACUCCGACCAAGUGCCACGAGAAAUUGUUGGUGCGCAUCGGCGGCGGCAGUGGUACGUGCAACAUGGGCACCAGGACGAACAUGGCGCCGGCAGUGAACCUAUGCACGUUUUCCAAAUGCUUCGGCGACCGGACGGCCACGGAACGGCUGUCGUCCACGUCGCUGGUGCUAAACACGGCCAGGCUACGUGCGGAACAGCCCAGCACGUACCUGGAAGAGAUGAACACGAAGAUGCAGGGCCGGUUCCAGAAGGCGGCGUGCAGUACGUCGUGGCCACGAUAUGGCCACAAAUCAUACCCGGCGCUUGCGGCAUCUCGCAAAUACAACCUGCUCAAGAGCUGCGCAGACAUCAAGCGCGAACGUGUGGCCGACGGAAUGCCGGAUGUGAUCGGCGCCUUGGACGACCUGAGUAGGACCAUCGACGCACAGAUCGUGGAUCACAUGGCUGAUCGACACGUGACGCUCAUCAAAGUGCGCCAGCACGACCAGGAAAUCCACGGCCGGCUCGAGUACGCCAAAGAUCUCAUGAGCACCGACGAGAUUAGUGAGGAGAGUUUAAAGGCUGACGAAGAGGUGAGGUCGUACAUGAUGACCGCUGACUGUGCUAAUGAGGAUGACGUACCUUCAGAUUGCGAAAAUCUCAAAAAGCUCAUAUCUACCGUAAAAAAAAAUAUCAAACAAUCGCAUAAUUGUUCUCAAGAUGACCGUCUGACCAAAUUGGACGUCAAAUCCUACGAAUCGACCCUGCAAGUGGUGCCAAACGUCACUUCGGUCUUGUUAAAUCACGAAAAACCGAUGGAGUCUGCCGAACGGUCACAAUUUCAACCGGUGAGUGUGCAAACCACCCAGCAACAGGUGGUGACUGCCACGCACGUGGUAAAACACCAGUUCGACGAUUCGUUUCAGAAACAACAGCCGAGCAAACGGGUGCCGAUAAAGAUCGUACAAGAUAAUCGUAAGAACGUCACCAAGCCGAAACCCGAAAUAUCCAAAACGGAUGUGCCGGUGGCCAAAAUAUCCACCACCGUGUCUUUAAAACAGGUUCCUAUGACGGUGCAGCCGAAACCAGUGAGCAACGAGAAAAAAAAACUGGAAAAAAAAGAGUCUAUAUAUGGUAAUAUAGGGUACCGAGCCGGCAGCCAGCGCCUCAAAGAUAAACAAGCUGUAACCGUGUCUUCGGUAAUAUCGACAGCAAACAAACAGACACAGGACUUGUUCAGCACGGGUAGGGACAGCUGGCUAAACAUGCCCAAAGACCUAGGCCCAAAGCUCAACAAAUCUAAGGUGACUACGUACAAGUCGACCAGGAACCGGAAAGAGACGAUGGUGGACACGGAAGUAUCGGUGUUGGAAGAGCUAAAUAAGGCCGCCGAUGAGAUACUAAAGGCGGUAAAUGGGUACACGGAUGACGAGUCUCAGCUGCCGAAUAAUGAGCCGAAAGCGAAGCCGGACAACUCAGAGGUGAAACUUAAAAACAAAAAGAAAGCGGCCAGGUUACUACAAAGAGCCAACAGCAGAGAGGCGCUAUUGCACCUGGAUGAAAUGAGUUCGUCUGACGACGACGCCGUGGACGAGGUGCAAAGAGUAAAACCAAAAAUUCAAAGAAAAACUAAAACGCAACAGACCACCAACAGUGUGGCCACCAAGACCACUGCCAGUUUUACUAAAAAAAUCCAAAGCCGUGAGCAAAAUGUCACGAAAACGAACAUGCAACACAAAGUUCAUCCGACGUACUACGGUAACGUUUCGAGUUGUACACAAACGACUACGUCGAUGAAAUUCCGCAACGCUAAGCCCUCAGAUGUUUUGGCAAAACAAAUGAUCGACCAAAAGGACACCAAGGGAAGGUACCAAUGCAAAAUAACGACCCGGACUUUUAACUCGAACAGGAACACCAAAGGCACAGCCGAAGAAAGCAAAAGCUCUAUCAAAGGAUGUUAAUUAUACUAUUAUUGUCUUAAUAUGUUGGAAUGAGAACAUUUUGUUAAACGCUUUAAACAAUUAUUUUUAUAUAUAUCUAACUUAACAAAUAUUAUUAUAUACUUUAGCCGUUGUGUCGACAUAGGUACGACGCACGGUCCUAACUAGAGAUAUUAAUUUAUAUAUAAAUAUAUCAACAAUAAUUUUUUUUGUAAAAAGAAAAAGAAAAAUGAAAAAAAAUAGGUAAAUAAAUUUACAUUAGUUUAGUUGUUUUUUAUACUCGUAUAGUCUUUCAUCGUGUAUUACUACAAAUCAAUCUUUUAUUCAUUAAUUCGAUGGCAUUGACGAAGAUAGAAGAUUGUUACACCUAAUAUAUUGUUA
This is a messenger RNA of Sipha flava (yellow sugarcane aphid), 5191 nucleotides long. RefSeq lists its product as uncharacterized. Bases 608 to 4831 code for a protein of 1407 amino acids. The record is from RefSeq and is a predicted model, not a curated record. The transcript has 13 exons. Lineage: Eukaryota; Metazoa; Arthropoda; Insecta; Hemiptera; Aphididae.